Brassicogethes aeneus is the source of this 1293-nucleotide messenger RNA. NCBI's taxonomy places the organism in Eukaryota, Metazoa, Arthropoda, Insecta, Coleoptera, Nitidulidae. The record is from the annotation of a GenBank genome assembly.
GUAAAAUUAUAGUUUUCAUGGUUGUUCAUUUUGCUUUAUACCUAGUUAAGUGCACACGGGAAAAGAUAAAGUGGUUAAAAUAUAAACUGAAAGAAUAUGUUUAAAAGUAUACUCUUGUGUUUUUUGUUGUUAAUUUUUGUGAACUGUGAUUUAAAAAAAUCAUGGAGCAAGUUUAAUAAACACCCUGUACAUACGCCGAAAUUUGUCGACAUUUAUACCAACCAUGACAAUUUUGAAGAAGUUUUGAAACAAUACAGUGAAAUCAGAAGAAAUCCCAAGGAGCACUUUAUAAGAGAUCCUAUAAAAAAAAUAGAUCAUAAAAAUGAUGAUAUAGAAUCGGAAUUUGGUGAAAUAGUUGAUUUAAGUCCAAGUGAUAUUGUGGGUUAUACCAGAAACACCUAUGAAGUUAAAAGACCAAACUAUGAAAAUGGACACGAUAUCAGCAAUUUUAAUGUCGAAAAUUUGGGGAAUGUAAAUGAUGAAUAUGUGGAUAAUAUGGUACCUCUGAAUUUGUAUAGUAAUGCAAGACCAAAAUUCAAAACCCAAAAAUAUAGUUAUAGGAAUAAUACAGCUUAUGUAGAAAGAAUCCCCAAAUAUAUGUACAAUAGUAAUAUUGUAUUGGUGAAGAAUAAUACCAAGGCUGAAGUGAAUGAUAUGUUGAAGAAGUACAUUAACAAAUUAUACUUACAGAAGUAUAAUACAACAGUUAAGACCUACUCUAACCCGACAAUCUAUAAGAUUCCCAAAAACGAGUUAAACCCAUCCAACUCCAAAUUUCUAGAUGGAGCUAUUUCAGCGGUAAAAAACAAGACCAUCAAGAUCGCCAACAAAUUUUUGAGUUUGUUUCAAGUGGUCCAAUUUUCAAACUCCAAAUGCACAGUGACCAGUUCCUCUGGCACCUACGAUGGUGUUUGCUACUACUCCAGUGACUGCGUCAGGUUGAAUGGCACUUCCAUGGGAAACUUUAAGAACACUUGUGGAGGGAGUUCGGGACAGAACUGCACCUAUUUCGAGAGUCCGAACUAUCCCAACUAUUACCCAGCUAACGACACUGGUAUGGUGAUACCAACCACGCAAGCUCCGACUACAGUGAAUCCCACGCCGGAUCCACGAUGGAAGUACUACCACUACACCCAAUCAAAUUUCGAUUUUUGGCCCGGCUAUGCGAGGCAGGAGACUUCCAAUACGCUGUCUUGCAUCUUUAGGGUUUUAAAGACGAACGCAAAUGUUACCCAGAUGAGAAUCGAUUUUUUGGAUUUUGAGGUGAGAAAAUCAGUUUUUGAGGUUUAUUAA